UUUAGCAGUGGUUAAUGGUUAUUAAUAUUUAUUGUUAACAGAUUUAGUGUUAGUCAGACAUUAAAACCUUUGUUAAACAGCACAGAUGAUGCGUUGCCAAAAAAGGUCAAUGAAUUGAAAAGGGGAGCGACAGAAGAGAGCGAGCAGGAUGGGAGGGGAGGUACGGGAGGAGGGAGGGGAGGCGCAGAGACCCUGGCGGACAGCAGAGGGAGGUUGGACCGGGAACAAUAGAGAGGAACGAAGCCAGCCUUGAAACAGCAAACAAACCGAGAGGGCGACGGAGAGAAAGGAGCCCAGAGGGGCUGAUGGAGGGAGAGGUGCACACGGAGGACAUGUGAAGAGCACAGACGUCGGGGCUUCGCUUUCUCUCUUUAUUAUCGGUGGAUUUGGAUUAAACCGGAUUCCGGCAAUGAACCCCGCAGAAGCGGCCGAGGAGGCGCCCAGCGACCCCGACACCGAUGCCUUCUACAAAACAGGCUCCCUCAGGACUGAAGGCAUAAAGGCGUCUGAUGUUUUGCCUGUGCUGAAGGAGAAAGUCGCCUUCGUGUCGGGUGGGCGAGAUAAAAGAGGAGGACCAAUUCUGACAUUUCCAGCCAGGAGCAACCAUGACCGAAUAAAGCAGGAGGACCUGAGGCGGCUGGUCACCUACCUGUCUACUGUCCCCAGUGAGGAUGUCUGCAAACGGGGAUUCACUGUCAUCAUCGACAUGCGAGGAUCAAAGUGGGAGCUAAUCAAGCCUCUGCUGAAGACGCUGCAGGAGUAUUUCCCAGCCGAGAUCUGCGUGGCUCUCAUCAUCAAACCAGACAACUUCUGGCAGAAACAGAAGACCAACUUUGGGAGUGCAAAGUUCUCCUUUGAGCAGACCAGUAUGGUUUCAGUAGAAGGCCUGGCCAAACUGGUGGAUCCCUCACAGCUAACCGAAGACUUCGAAGGCUCUCUGGACUACAACCACGAGGAAUGGAUCGAGCUGAGGGUGUCUCUGGAGGAGUUCAUGUCCAAUGCUGUUCACCUGCUGUCUAGACUGGAGGAUCUUCAGGAACUUCUGUCCAUAAAAGACUUUCCUGCAGAUGUAGAAGGAUCCCGGCGGUUAAUAGAGGAGCACACACAGCUGAAGAAAAAGGUGCUAAAGGCUCCAGUGGAGGAGUUGGACCGGGAAGGCCAAAGGUUGCUUCAGUGCAUUCGAUCCAGUGAUGGAUUUUCUGGAAGGAACUGCAUCUCAGGUUCUGCUGACUUUCAGAGUCUGGUACCCAAGGUGGCCAAUCUGCUCGAUAAGCUCCACUCCACAAGGCAGCACCUCCAUCAGAUGUGGCAUGUCAGGAAGCUGAAACUGGACCAGUGCUUCCAGCUGCGCCUCUUCGAGCAGGAUGCUGAGAAAAUGUUCGACUGGAUCAGCCACAACAAGGAGGUGUUUCUGCAGAGCCACACAGAGAUCGGUCGCAGUUACCAGUACGCUGUGGAGCUGCAGACGCAGCACAACCACUUUGCCAUGAACUCCAUGAAUGCCUACGUAAACAUCAACAGAAUCAUGUCAGUGGCGAGCCGGCUGGCUGAGGCCGGCCACUACGCCUCCACGCAGAUCAAGCAGAUCUCCAGUCAGCUGGAUCAGGACUGGAAAAGUUUUGCUGCUGCGCUUGACGAACGCUCCACCAUCCUCGCCAUGUCCUCCGUCUUUCAUCAGAAGGCUGAGCAGUUCCUGUCCGAGGUGGAGACCUGGUGUAAAGUGUGCAGUGAGGGUGGGUUGCCCUCGGAGAUGCAGGAGCUGGAGAUCGCCAUCCAUCGGCACCAGAGCCUGUAUGAGCAGGUGACCCAGGCUUACACCGAGGUGAGUCAGGAUGGGAAAGCUCUGCUGGACGUGCUGCAGAGACCUCUGAGUCCAGGCAACUCCGACUCCCUCACAGCGACGGCUAAUUACUCCAAAGCGGUCCACUGCAUCCUGGACGUGGUGCAUGAGGUCCUUCACCAUCAGCGGCGUCUGGAGAACAUUUGGCAACAUCGAAAGGUCCGACUGCACCAGCGGCUGCAGCUGUGCGUGUUCCAGCAAGAUGUGCAGCAGGUUUUGGACUGGAUAGAAAACCACGGGGAAGCUUUCCUCAGCAAACACACGGGGGUUGGGAAAUCCCUCCAUCGAGCCCGAGCCCUGCAGAAAAGACACGAUGACUUUGAAGACGUAGCCCAGAACACGUACACCAAUGCAGACAAGCUGCUGGAGGCGGCCGAGCAGCUGGCACAGACGGGAGAAUGCGACCCAGAGGAAAUCUACAAGGCCGCCCGACACCUGGAGGUGCGGAUCCAGGACUUUGUUCGGCGGGUGGAGCACAGGAAGCUGCUGCUCGACAUGUCUGUCUCCUUCCACACACACACCAAGGAGCUGUGGUCGUGGAUGGAGGAGCUGCAGAAGCAGCUGCUGGAAGACGUGAGCUGCGACUCGGUGGACUCGGUUCAGGCUCUGAUUCAGCAGUUUCAGCAGCAGCAGACGGCCACGCUGGAGGCCACGCUCAACGUGAUCAAAGAGGGAGAGGAACUGAUGCAGCAGCUCAGAGAUGCGGCCAUGUCGACCAGCAAGACGCCACACUGCAGUUCCAUCGCGCACAUCCAGGGGGUGCUGCAGCAGCUGGACGAGGCCCAGGGCCAGAUGGAGGAGCUGUUCCACGAGCGCAAAAUCAAGCUGGACAUUUUUCUGCAGCUGCGCAUCUUUGAGCAGUACACGCUAGAGGUGACAGCAGAGUUGGACGCCUGGAACGAGGAUCUGUCCCGUCAGCUGAGCGACACCAACCGUUCGGGUGGCAGCAGCAGCAGCAGCAGCGGCAGCAGCAGCUCCUCCUCAGGCGGUGCAGAGGACAUAAGCCUGGCAGAGCAGCGGCUGAAACGGCACGCAGAGAGGAAGACUGCCAUGAACAACAUGACCUACGAGGUGAUGCAGCAGGGUCAGGACCUCCACCAGUACAUCAUGGAGGUCCAAGCGUCAGGGAUUGAGUUGACAGGAGAGAAGGACAUGGACCUGGCCUCUCAGGUCCAGGAGCUGCUGGAGUUCCUCCACGAGAAGCAGCAGGAAGUCGACAUCAGCACACAGCAUACACACACGCGGCUGGAGCACACCCUGCAGCUACGCCACCUACAGGCUGAGGUUAAACAGGUACUGGGUUGGAUCCGUAACGGUGAGUCCAUGUUGAAUGCCAGCAUGGUGAACGCCAGCUCUCUGUCUGAAGCCGAACAGCUGCAGAGGGAGCAUGAACAGUUCCAGAUGGCUAUAGAGUCUCUCUUUCACGCCACUUCCCUCCAAAAGACUCAUCAGAGUGCGCUGCAGGUGCAGCAGAAGGCUGAGAUGAUGCUGCAGGCGGGUCACUAUGAUCCCGAGGCGAUCCGAAGCUGUGCCGAGAAGGUGGCUGUCCACUGGCAGCAGCUGAUGCUGAAGAUGGAGGACCGCCUGAAGCUGGUCAACGCCUCCGUGGCCUUCUACAAAACAGCAGAGCAGGUGUGCAGUGUGCUGGAGAGCCUCGAGCAGGAGUACCGGCGGGACGAAGACUGGUGUGGCAGCCAUGAAAAACUUGGGAGUUCAGUAGAGAGUGAGCACCUGCUACCCCUGAUCAGCAAACACCUGGAGCAGAAGGAAGCCUUCCUGAAGGCGUGCACGCUGGCUCGGAGGAAUGCUGAGGUCUUCCUCAAAUACAUCCACAGAAACAAUGUGAGCACACCUGGCGCAGCAGGCCAUGCCAGAGGACCUGAGCAGCAGGUCAAAGCCAUUCUGAACGAGCUGCUGCAGAGGGAAAACCGGGUUCUGCACUUCUGGACGUUGAAGAAACGAAGGCUGGACCAGUGUCAGCAGUACCUGGUGUUUGAACGCAGCGCCAAACAGGCUCUGGACUGGAUCCAAGAGACAGGAGAUCUUUACCUCGCUACACACACAUCACCUGGGGACAGCAGUGAGGAAACCCAGCAGCUGCUCAACGACUACCAUCACUUCAGACUUUCUGCUAAGCAAACCAAGGAAAAGGUGAAGCUUCUGAUCCAGCUGGCGGACAACCUGGUGGAGAAAGGCCACGCCCACGUGUCGGAGCUGAAGCGCUGGGUCAGCACGGUGGACCGCAGGUACCGAGACUUCUCCCUCCGCAUGGCCAAAUACCAGGAGAGCCUGGAGAGGAGCCUGGGCAUCAGCUCCGAGGACAACAAGGACCUGGAGCUGGACAUCAUGCCUGCGAGUUUGACCGCUGACCCCGAGGUCAAACUCCGCGAUCCAAACCACGAGGUCGACGAGGAGAAGAGAAAGUCGGCCAGGAAGAAAGAGUUCAUCAUGGCGGAGCUGCUGCAGACGGAGAAGGCCUACGUCAGGGAUCUCCAGGAGUGUCUAGAAACCUAUCUGAGGGAGAUGACCAGCGGUGAAGAGGAGAUUCCUCCAGGCAUCGUCAACAAGGAGCAGAUUAUUUUUGGCAACAUGCAGGAGAUCUACGACUUCCACAACAAGUAAGGCCUGGGCAGCAUCUGUGCAGAGCUGCUACACAUGGGACUUCAGAAUCAACGUUUUCUCUCUGAUAGCACAUAACUCACCAAGAGCUUCAGGCUUU
Molecule: messenger RNA, 4559 nt
Organism: Poecilia latipinna (sailfin molly)
Lineage: Eukaryota; Metazoa; Chordata; Actinopteri; Cyprinodontiformes; Poeciliidae
Product: kalirin-like
Exons: 30
Coding region: 410-4462 (1350 amino acids)
Biological process (GO): axon guidance
Cellular component (GO): cytoplasm; extrinsic component of membrane
Molecular function (GO): protein binding; guanyl-nucleotide exchange factor activity
Source: RefSeq, a predicted model, not a curated record